Molecule: messenger RNA, 414 nt
Organism: Rotaria sp. Silwood2
Lineage: Eukaryota; Metazoa; Rotifera; Eurotatoria; Philodinida; Philodinidae
Source: the annotation of a GenBank genome assembly
AUGAAAAAUCGUCAACAAAAUCAUUCCAAUAACAAUAACUUGGAAUGGAUGAAUAAAAACAAUAAGAAACAAAUAACAUAUCAAAAUAUACACGACAAAAAAUUAGAAAAAUCAUUAAUUGGCAAAAAUAAACACAAUCAACCAAAUAGUGAAGGAAAUUGUCAUAUCAACAAAACAUUAGACACAUCAGACGUGAUCAACGUAUCGAAUUAUAAUUUAACACAAGAUCAAAAAUUCUUAUUGUCAAAAGGAUUAAAAUUUAUACCUACACCACAACAAAUCAAUGUUAUUCUACUCAUCACUAAUACAGAGUCAGCACUGUCACCAACACCAAUCACAAUUAAAAUAAAUGUGGAAACCUCGGAUUUAAAUCCGAGAGUUAUGUGUACUUCAAAAAGUGAAUUAGACAGAUGA